AUGAAGGUCUUCUCCAACACCGUCACCUUCAACUACUCCUGGGAGGAGGUCUCGACGGCCAACUGGAGGAAGUACUCUCCCUGGAACGAGAAGUGCAACCACGUCACGGCCGUAGACACCAUCUCCCGGACGGUCGACCCGGCCACGGGCAUCCUCAAGACGGAGCGCCUCAUCACCUGCAAGCAGAGCGCCCCGGAGUGGCUCAAGACCAUCAUGGGCGGCUGCACCGGCGAGUCGCAGGUCUUUGAGACGUCGUACGUCGACCCGAGCAACAAGACCGUCACCAUGGUCAGCCAGAACCUCACCUGGUCCAACCUCAUCAACGUCCAGGAGACGGUCGUCUACAAGCCCCUGAACGGCCACCAGACGCAGUUCGUGCAGGACGCCAAGAUCACGGCCCUGUGCGGCGGCUGGCAGCGCAUCAAGAACUCGAUCGAGGACACCCUCGUCACCCGCUUCCACGACAACGCCAUCAAGGGCAAGGAGGGCUUCGAGGCCGUCCUCGAGAUGAGCAGGAGGGUGUUUGCCGAGGAGCGCGAGCGGGAGAAGCUCCGUGUCAUGCAGGCCGGUGGUCAACUCCAGAUGGCGCAAUGA
This is a messenger RNA of Thyridium curvatum, 594 nucleotides long. RefSeq lists its product as uncharacterized. The transcript has a single exon. Lineage: Eukaryota; Fungi; Ascomycota; Sordariomycetes; Thyridiales; Thyridiaceae. Gene Ontology annotation, molecular function: phosphatidic acid transfer activity. Gene Ontology annotation, biological process: phospholipid transport. Gene Ontology annotation, cellular component: mitochondrial intermembrane space. The record is from RefSeq and is a predicted model, not a curated record. Bases 1 to 594 code for a protein of 197 amino acids.